This is a messenger RNA of Diplodia corticola, 2625 nucleotides long. RefSeq names its product protein mesa. Gene Ontology annotation, cellular component: plasma membrane. Bases 1 to 2625 code for a protein of 874 amino acids. Lineage: Eukaryota; Fungi; Ascomycota; Dothideomycetes; Botryosphaeriales; Botryosphaeriaceae. The transcript is spliced from 3 exons. Gene Ontology annotation, biological process: actin cortical patch localization. The record is from RefSeq and is a predicted model, not a curated record.
AUGGCCUCCGUGCAAGUCGCGCGGCCUCCACCGCCUUCUCCUCCCACGACUGUCGCCCCUACUGCCACCAAAUCGCAUCGCCAGUCGUCGCUCUCCAGUUUCCCGCCCUCGCGCUCCCCGUCCACACUCUCGCGCCCCUCGCGCUCGCCCGCGCCGGCUCUGAUCCCCCGCGAUUACAGCCCCUCUGCCUCGUCGCGCAGCUUUAGACCGCGCUCGUCAAGCCGAAUGGGUCGCCCUCUGCGCUCGCAGUACCCCUCGAAUUCGCGCGAGAACCAUGUCGAGUACAUUCUUGUCGCGAGCUUCGAUAUCGACCGGGGGAGUAUCAUGGAGCACCAAUACCCCGGUCCAAUCAGCGGCGACGAGCAUAUGCUGGCAGACCUGAUGCUUCCGGAUCAGGCUCACGUCCGUAGUCAGGACUGGACAAUAUUUUUCUUGCACAAGGAUACCGAGGCUGAGGAGGAGGCCAAAGAGGAGCGGCGAGAGCGCAGGCGUCUGCGCAGUGAGCGGAAGGCGAAGAAGGCCGCCAACGGCAACGGCACCGGAGAGAAUGGCGCCGUCUCAGACGAGGAGGAGGAUGACGACGAUGAUGAUCUCGACUCGGAAGACUCGGAAGAGAGUGACGAUGAGGGUUUUGAGGGGCCGCCUUUAAUAUAUGUGCUUAACUUAGUGAAUACCAAGCAAGACAAUACAGUAAAAAGAGGCGCUGUCUGCAAAGCAAUGGCAAUCUGCACAAGGCACAGCUUCCUCCACAUUUACAAGCCAUUACUGCUGCUUGCUAUCGAGGAAUACUUCCGUAACCCCGAACCAGAGACACUCGCUUCCCUAUAUGACUCUCUCAAUUCCAUGGAUCUCUCGCUAUUACCAAGACUGUCUUUCCUCGAACGCAAUAUCCUCCAGGCCUCUUCCGCACCCGAUAUGUUCAUCGAGAAAUUCGAGCAAAUGGUCGCCCAAAGACAGCUCGAAGAUAUGAAGGACACGCGACUAGCGCUGUCCAAGACAACUUCGGGAUCUCCAACUCGUGCGCCUGCCAACAAAUACACUCUUCCAAGAGACACACAUGAGUUUGAGUCUCGGGUCAUGUACAACGGGAUCCCAGUGCCCAUCAAGGUUCCAACUGCUAUUCAGCCGGAGACCGUUGGAGAUUUCUCCCUCAUCAAGCUCAUCCAGACCUUCUCUACACCGCACGCCGCUUCUCCACAACCUUUCACGCUGCAUCCGCACCUCACAACUUCUGGAGCCUAUACACAUCCGAUUAUUGUGCUGGUCAACGCUCUGCUGACCCAAAAACGCAUCGUCUUUCUCGGUCAUAAUCGUCCCUCUGGAGAAGUCGCUGAGGCUGUCCUUGCAGCGUGUGCACUAGCAUCCGGAGGCGUGCUACGAGGAUUCACUCGCCACGCAUUUCCCUAUACCGAUCUGACAAAAAUUGAUGACUUGAUCCAAGUUCCCGGAUUUAUUGCCGGUGUCACCAACCCUGCGUUCGCUCAUAAGCCGGAGUGGUGGGAUGUGCUUUGCGAUCUGCCUGCAGGUCGUAUGAAGAUCUCUCACAAGAUCGAAGGCGCAGGGAUAACAGACGGCCUACUCUACUUUCAACAGCAGCAGGCUAUGCUGCCCCCCGGGCUUGCGAGCGCUCUUGGUCAAGGUCUGAAUGCUAACCUCAGCAUGAGCAUGCCCAGCACCAGCGGAAAGGAUGUCGAUCCCACGGGAGACACCCAAUUCAUGGAAGCCAUCCUCGGUGCCAUCUCCAAUCGUCUUGGAGAAGGAGCAAUCCGAUCGCGCUUCCGUGACUGGGUGCUGAAGUUCACGCGGCUCGCAGCCGCGUCCGAGGAGACGGUAUACGGAGCUUCGGCUCUGCACAUCGGCGCGCAAUCCGCGGCUUCGGCGCUGUCGCCCACGUCGCCCGAAGCCGAGUUCUCGCCCAUCGACGCCAAUAUCAAGGGACAUGGCUACGUGUGGGCCACCGAGUCCGAGAGGCUGCGGGAGCUGGGCGCGAACGUGCAUCGGGUGGAAGGGUGGCGCAACACGCGCUCGUACUACAGCUACGUCCAGGACCUGGCGCGCAUGUGGGAGCGACAGCCCAUCCGGCACCUCGACCUGCUCUGGUUGCUUGACCGCCUGCGCGCAACGCGCCUGACCCACGAGCAGAGCGCCGGCGUCUACCUCGCCCUCGCCCGCGCGGUCGAGGAGGCCGGCAAGCCAAAGCCGGGCGACAGCAAAGAAGACGCCGCGAGCAACCACAACAACAACAUCGCCGCCAUCAUGAACGAGAACGAGAACAGCGCCUCUCCGGACGAAGACGGCAACGGCAGCCCGGUCAGUCCGACGGCAAAGGUCGGGCCGGACCACCGCGCGCUCUCGCCCACCUCGGCCGCGGCGCAGCGCCAGUACGACACGAUCCUGCAGCUGCUGAGCGUGACGCCCGAAUCCAACAGCGGCCUCUUCCACCUCUCGCUCGGCCUGUUCCACCCGCGCGUCGACGUGCGCCAGGCCGUCGUCGCCCUGCUCGAGAAGGUCAUGGAUCACCCGGCCGGCCGCCACUUCUGGGCCAGCCUCGGCCGCUUCGCCAAGCUGGCGCUGUACCGCAUCAAGAGGGAGCAGGAGGUGGUGGUCACGCCUGGGCUGCUGUAG